CGCCGCCGCCGCCGCCGCCAGGAAGGCAGCCGGAGCGGAACAAGUUGCGAGCGCGCCUCUCCGCCCGGGGAAAGUUUCCCCCGCGGCCGCCGGCGGGAGUUGGUUGGGGUCCGGCUGCUGCUGCUGGAAGAGUUUAUCCUGAAGCCAUCAGACCCUCCUGACCCUCCCGGAAGGAACAGACACCAACUGGAAGAGGAGGGCAUCACCUGGACUGCCCGGGCGUAGUGUGGCCGAGAGUAGAGAGCUUCCAACACCGUCAUCAGAGCAACUUGAAACCUUUGACGUUGGCAUCUAGACACGACUCAGUCCUUUUCCAGACCUCCCAACGCCGACCACCCAGGACGAGCUGGGCCCAUAAAAGAAGACACAAGAGCCCCUCUGACUGGAGACUCUGUCCUGCCGACACCCAAAGACCUGCCCCGGUGACGUGUAGAACACCAUGGAAGGCGACUGUCUGAGCUGCAUGAAGUAUCUGAUGUUUGUUUUCAACUUCUUCAUAUUUCUGGGCGGGGCCUGCCUGCUGGCCAUCGGCAUCUGGGUCCUGGUGGACCCCACCGGCUUCCGGGAGAUCGUGGCCGCCAACCCCCUGCUGAUCACGGGAGCCUACGUCCUCCUGGCCAUGGGGGGCCUGCUUUUCCUGCUUGGCUUCCUGGGCUGCUGCGGGGCCGUCCGUGAGAACAAGUGUCUGCUGCUGUUCUUCUUCCUGCUCAUCCUCAUCAUCUUCCUGGCGGAGCUGUCGGCAGCCAUCCUGGCCUUCAUCUUCAGGGAGAACCUCACCCGUGAGUUCUUCACCAAGGAGCUCACCAAGCACUACCAGGGCUACAACGACACAGACAUCUUCUCUGCCACCUGGAACUCGGUCAUGAUCACAUUUGGUUGCUGUGGGGUCAAUGGGCCCGAAGAUUUUAGGUUCGCUUCAGUUUUCCGACUGCUGACUCUGGACAGUGAAGAGGUCCCGGAGGCCUGCUGCCGGAGGGAGCCCCAGACCCGGGACGGGGUCCUGCUGAGCAGGGAGGAGUGCCUUCUGGGAAGAGACCUGUUCCUGAACAAGCAGGGCUGUUACACAGUGAUCCUCAACACCUUUGAAACCUACGUCUACCUGGCCGGGGCCCUCGCCAUAGGGGUGCUGGCCAUCGAGCUUUUUGCCAUGAUCUUUGCCAUGUGUCUCUUCCGGGGCAUCCAGUAGAGGGCGUGACCUGGAGCCUGGAGCCUCACCCGCCACCACUGCCCAGCACCCAACGCCCUCCCCUCCCCGGUGCCCUUGCCCUCUUGCCCCUAGAGGGGGAGGCGAAGCCAUCGUGAGUGGCUACAGGAAGGGGCAGAGGAAAAUAGCUAUUUUUUUUAACAAAACAGAAUGGAGACAAGAAUAUGGACUGACAGGUGGCCCGCCUGGCCUGCGGGCUCUCUGCAAGGGCCCCGGCGCUUGAACCCAGGGAGCUGUCUGCCCUAGAGGCCAAAGGAGCCCCAGGCCCAGGUUCCUGCCUCAGCCCCACCAGCCUCGAGCAGCCCCCGGCCUGGGCCUUCUCCUCAGCCCCAGGGGCCAAGAAAGGGAGGAUCUAGCCAACAAGGAGGCAGAAACAACCCUCGGAGAGGUCACCAAAGCCCAGGACACGGGCACUAUGUCCUCAAGGACUUGGGAUGGCCACUGAAACCCUGGUCUUCGAGGAUGGAGUUGCCCCUGGCUCAGGCUGGGGCCGAGAGCAGGCUGCAGACACUGGCCCCAAGAAGGACCCAGCUGGUGGGGGCCUCGCUUCGCCCAUCUGUUGGAUCAAAUCACCUGGAAAACCCAGAGAGGGGUGGUUUCUCAUUCACAGUCACACAGCACCUGCAUGACAAUUCUGAACAAGAACCCAGGUGUCCCUAGGCUGCCACUCACCACUUCCAGGCCUCUGUCAGGCUCUGCAUCCUGGUUUCCCCUGGAGAGACCUAGCAGCUGGCUGGGAACUUUCCAGGUCCACCACUGAGAAAAUUAUGGACGAUCCUCCCGUGCUCUCUCCCCACCUCCCCCUUGCUCUUCCCCCAUUUCCCCACACUUCUAAGCCUGCAGGGACACACACACACACACACACACACACACACACACGCACUACGGUCCCUUUUCCACACUGCCCACUUAUCCCCACAAGCCCCAACCUUUCCUUGUUCUCCACCAACUCUGUGGCUCCCAGGCUGGAGGGAACCCCAAGAUCAUCUGGUUCUCCUCUCCCCACCCAGAACUGAGGCUCAGAUGUUUUCCACAAGAUCUCUGCUGAGACUUUGCCACCUUCUUCUUGCAUACCUCCAAGGAUGGGGAGCUUACUACCUCCCAAGACAGCCUUCUGCCUUUGGACUGCUCUAACUUUUUAGCGUCAGCUCCACACACAUUAGAGUUCUCUGGUUUUCUCUGGUUGCACCCAUAGCAUCCCACUUGCUCUCUCUCCUUCCCAAAGUAUUAAGGCCCACUCAUUGCCCACCCCCCAACGAGAUGCAUUUUCUGCAGGCUAUGGAGCUCCAAGACAUCUUGUUUCCACUGUGAUCCGGUUUCCUGUCCCUUCACUGUCCGUAGCACAUUUCAGAGUGUUUCUCCUGGGCUUGGGCAGGGAGAGGCUUUCCCCUAGACUCACUCAGGCCCACACAGCACCUACAAAUCAGUCCCUCCUGCACAGGCCUUAUGUUCUAGACCAAUGUUGGCAACUGUAUCACAAGAUACCUCGAGACCCCAGUGAAUCAGGAGUGGGUGUCGGAGGCUGAUCAGAGGCUCUGAGGUUUGGCCUGGGGUCUGAGGGAAAGGACAGCAUAGUCCCAUUUAUGUCUGCCAGGCAACUUAGACUCGAUUAGUGAUGUCUGGCAUGAUCAUGGCAAUGGGAGGGGCAGCGUGGUGCCGACCUCCUCUCCAAUGUCCCUCAUCGGGGUCUGGGAAGGGCCCAUUGUGAUCCCCAGGCCCUGUGUCUGCUUCCAGCCUCCCUUCCAGCUUCCCAGCUACUGGGAGAGACAGAGCUGUGGCCCGGAGCCCCGUGUUUCUCUGCCCGGCUACCUGUGCCCUUCAGAGAUGCAGCCCCAGCUCUGUGCCUGCUGUAAAGAUCGGUUUUGACCCUCCUCCUGUCCCUUCCCCUCCCCCUCCCAUCCCCCCACUGUCCCCACUAGUCCCAGGUCCCAGGUGCCCCUCCUGGUCUCCAAGCGGGGGCUUCCCAUCAGCCCUGUAACCACCUGUCCUGGUUACUCCAUAUGUGAUGCCCUGACCUCCCUAGCGACUGGGCAUCCCUGGGGCCCCUGCAGCUGGUCACCCAGCCCCGCCUCAGAAGGGCCUCGGGCAUGCCCCCUCUAGACCCACCCACCCACAUGCUUAGCUCUGGCUUCCUGGCAGAGGCAAAUGGCCAGUCUGCAGUUGAAAAAAUAAAAACGGCUGGCUUGGCGGGACUCAGGGUCUAAGUGGCAGCUGUGUGGCUCUAGUCCAGGGGCGUCCCAGACUUCCGGGCCCCAUGGGCCCCACCACCCAGGAGAAUCUGGGGCCUUCAAGGCAGAGGGCAUCUGCCCGCCUCCUCCCGUCUAGCCUGUUCCCACCCCUUGCUGGGCCCCAGAAGUCAGUGGGAAGAAGGGCAGGUCCUGGAGGAACAUCUGGCUGAGACAGGUGGAUGUGAGACUCCUCCCCAAGGGCUUUCCAGAAAGAUGCCAGGGAGCCCUGAAUCUGGCCACUGCCCACACUGGGGCUGGAAAGAGAAAGCAGGCCGUCUCUAGCACUGAGCCAGGCUGGUAGCCAUUGGCAAGGCUGCAGAUUCUGAAGCGUGAAAAGCAAAGGUCCAAGCCGGUCCGGCUCAGGCCAUUCCCAGGUGCUGAGAUCUAACUGGGCUGGUCCACACAGAGCCCAUAACAGGUGCUGGGGACAGUCGUCUGGAGCUGGCUGGGCGGUGGCGGGGGGGGGGGGUGUAGGGAUACCCCUGCUUCCACAGGACAACCUACACUGUUGGUCACACCCGGGACUGAAAGCCACCUUCCUGCUCCGAAGCUGCCGCCUUUUAGAAAACAGAACCCACCUGAGGGGUUAGGAGGUUCUCUGGUCCCUCCUUUCUACACCUAAGGGGCCCGGCCAGGAUGCCCCAAACCAGCCGAGGCCCCGGCAUCCCCCGUCUCCCAAGCCCCCUCUUCCUUCCCUUCCCCCAUGGGUCCUGUGUUGAAAGUCUAUUUUGAAACCUAUAAAUGUUCCUCGCGGUAGAGAGCAGAGCUAAUUUAUCAUGUUUAUUUCCUGUGAACCCCCCCUUUUAUAUUCUAUAUCAAGAGGAGUUUUUGUAAUAUAAAACAGGACACCCACACUGAUGGUUUUGCACUGGGUUUUGUGACUGUUUCUUACAAAAAGAGAAAGAACGAAGAAUAAAUAGUGGUUGUGAA
This is a messenger RNA of Suricata suricatta (meerkat), 4362 nucleotides long. RefSeq names its product tetraspanin 18 (gene TSPAN18). NCBI's taxonomy places the organism in Eukaryota, Metazoa, Chordata, Mammalia, Carnivora, Herpestidae. The record is from RefSeq and is a predicted model, not a curated record. The coding region runs from base 440 to 1186 and encodes 248 amino acids. The transcript is spliced from 11 exons. Gene Ontology annotation, cellular component: membrane.